Molecule: messenger RNA, 2087 nt
Organism: Cladocopium goreaui
Lineage: Eukaryota; Dinophyceae; Suessiales; Symbiodiniaceae
Source: the annotation of a GenBank genome assembly
GCUCUGCCUGAGUGCUUGGCCUUUCGCACCCGACAUCGGGCAGAUGUGGCGUUCAUCGUCACGAUGGCUGGGCGGAUCAUCCAGAUGCAAUCGGGUUUCGCCAUGUUGGAGUCAGCCUAUGCACAACCCAACAAUGCCGCCAAUAUCAUGAUGAAGAAUUUGCUGGACCUGUGCAUUGGUGUUUUAGCUUUCUAUGUCUUCGGCUAUACCAUCGCCUAUGGAGAGACCGAAGAUGUCGGCAUUGCAGAUGCAGGUUUCGACUUGGCCCACUGGUUUUGCUGCUUUUCAUAUGCAACCACCGCUGCCACCAUCAACAGCGGCGCCCUUGCAGGCCGUGUGGCAUUCUUCCCCUACCUGGCCCUGUCUACCAUGAUGACAGGCCUCGUCUAUCCCAUUUCUGCGCGUUUGGUUUGGGGCGGCGGCUGGUUGCAACAGAUGGGCUUUGUCGACUUUGCAGGAUCUGCAACGGUGCAUUUGGUGGGGGCUGUAAGCGCUUUGGUCAGCACCAUGAUCUGUGGACCACGUAUUGGGCGCUUCCCAGAGUAUCGAGCUUGGCGGAAACCUUUGAGUUGGAUCUUUGGAGAGAAACAUAACGAUCAGUACUACCGUGUUCCAGAGGACCCCGUGGAGAAGAAGGUCUUCAUCCCGUUCCGUCGUUGCCGACAUCCGGUGCAGCUGCUGUUUGGAACCUUCCUGCUGUUAGUGGGGUUCUUGGCGUUCAACCCCGCUUCGACCUUUUCGAUCACUGACGGGGAUGACCUCGUCAUGGCCCAUGCCUCCGCGACCACUUUGCUGGCAGCAGCAGGGGCUGGGGUCGGAGGCAUGGCUUAUUCCAUGGCCCGCACUCGCUCCUCGGUGGUCCGUGUCCCGGAGCUGACCAACGCCGUCAUCGGGGGCUUGGUGGCCAGUUGCGCCUGCUGCACGGUGAUCCCGCUGCCCAUCGCACCACUGGUAGGUCUCAUUGCGUCGCUGCUGACGCUGUCGGUGGAAGAACUCUUGGUCUAUGUGCAAGUGGAUGAUGCAGUGGGUGCUGUCGCAGCCCAUGGACCAUCUGGCGCUUGGGGUACAAUUGCCGUGAGUUUGUUCGCACAAAAACACUGCGGGGCCGGAAACUCUGAAGUGGUGGGCAUCUUCUUCGGUGGAGGUACAGAUGGAUGGAAACAUUUGGGGGUCCAAACUUUAGGAGUUCUGAUCUUGACCGGGAUUUCCUUGGGUUUUACCUAUGUCAUUGUGAUGCUGGUGGAUUUCCUCUUCGGCUUCCGUUGUUCGCGCGCUUGUGAGUUGAUUGGCUUGGAUUUCUGGGAACAUCAGUUCGAUGAUGGCCACUCUCUUUGGCUUGGCUCAGAUGCGCGCAGAUCUCAGUCGCAGGAAUCGACAUUUGGACUCCGUGGUGCCCAAGAAAUGGCGGAGCCCAACCAAGAGCUACAUGGAUGUGACGGCCAGUGAAAACUCCUCAAGUUCCGAAGUGUUUCCAGCCCCACAGCCACAUCCUCUCAACGCCAAUGAGAAGGACGUACAUGGUGACAAGGCCACGAUUCAAAAGCUGGCCAAGAAAGUGGAGGAUUUGGAGCACAAAAUCUCCCUGCUGACCGUUGGAAUGUUGCGUGAUCGGAGUAAAACCACCGAAGAUAUCUGCGGAACUGGCAAUCGUUUCUCCCGUGACGCCAGUUCCGAGGAAUCGCCAGUGGCUCCCGUUCGUACCACCAAAUCUGACCGGAUGUGACGACAAAUUGUGACCGUUUAGGAACUCCCAGGGGCCGACAGCGCAAGGCCCAUGUAGAUAGUGAUGAUAGUGGAUGUGAUAGUGAUAGUGGCACACUAAUAUGGCACACAUAUUCGGUUGCACCGCACAGCACUGCUCAGCACUGAGUUUCCAAGGCCUUUGAUGCCUUUGGAGGCCUUAGGCUGGUGUUUGUUCUUCCGUGUUUCCAAGGCUCCAAGGCUGACCGAUGCAUGUGGAGGAAGCAGCCACAACGGAGCAAAGCUUGACAGCCCAAGACUGUCAAGAUAUGCUCUGAGGACGAUUGCCGUCUGCAUGGUAUACUGGGCUGAUGUUAGGAAAUCACGCGGCGAUAACCGUAUGCCAG